Messenger RNA from Polypterus senegalus (gray bichir), 4885 nucleotides. RefSeq names its product epsin 2 (gene epn2). The transcript is spliced from 9 exons. The record is from RefSeq and is a predicted model, not a curated record. Gene Ontology annotation, cellular component: endosome; plasma membrane; clathrin vesicle coat. Lineage: Eukaryota; Metazoa; Chordata; Cladistia; Polypteriformes; Polypteridae. The coding region runs from base 523 to 2235 and encodes 570 amino acids. Gene Ontology annotation, biological process: endocytosis. Gene Ontology annotation, molecular function: clathrin binding; phospholipid binding.
UGGAACGUGAGGGUUCGUGUUUGCGAUUGACAGCUGAAUAGCCAAUCCCAUACAAAAACACGUUUUUCGCAAGCCAAUCAUGUUGUUAAGUUGGCCAACUUUACAAUCGCAUCUGCUGCCACCCCCCAAGCUUUCCCCACCUCUCCAUCGCCAGUAGUCCUUAGCUGUAAGUGGGCUGGGCUCAUUUUGGUCUUGUUUGAUCGAUUAGACGGGUCUUUGUGGUCGGACCUGGAAAGGCUGCUUCCUUUAGUGCAUCCGGCACUGGCGAGGCUGAGCGGAGUCUAGUGCCGGCAAAGUAAUUCGAGAAGCAAGUGAUGAUAUUGCCUGUCUUCACUCCCUAGGAACUUACAGUACAGGAAGAUGGUCUUGGCAGAAACUGUACAGGGAACAUUGCAGCCUGUUUCCUCUGCCUUACCUUUCAGAUAACUGCCUUAGCUGCCUGGGAGCACUGGAGCAAAACUGUUAAGUUUGAAUUGAAACUGUGCAGGUCUCCUGCUUGCCGGGUAGCAACAACCAGCCAAAAUGACAACAUCAUCUAUUAGGCGGCAGAUGAAAAACAUCGUCAACAAUUAUUCUGAAGCUGAAAUUAAGGUGCGUGAGGCCACAUCCAAUGACCCAUGGGGGCCAUCCAGUUCACUGAUGACUGAGAUUGCAGACCUGACCUACAAUGUGGUGGCUUUCUCAGAGAUUAUGAGCAUGAUCUGGAGGCGACUAAACGACCAUGGCAAGAACUGGAGGCAUGUGUACAAGGCAUUGACACUUCUUGACUACCUGAUUAAGACUGGUUCAGAAAGAGUGGCUCAGCAGUGCAAGGAGAACAUCUUUGCCAUUCAGACCCUGAAGGAUUUCCAGUAUAUUGACCGAGAUGGCAAAGAUCAAGGAAUCAAUGUGCGAGAGAAGUCAAAGCAGUUGGUGGCUCUGCUGAAAGAUGAUGAUAGGUUAAAAGGGGAGCGAGCCCAGGCCUUGAAAACCAAGGAGCGUAUGGCACAGGUUGCCACUGGUGUUGGCAGUAACAACCAGAUCACUUUUGGCCGUGGCUCCAGUCAACCAAACUUGUCUACAAGCUAUUCAGAGCAGGAAUAUGGCAAGUCCGGUGGUUCUCCUGCCUCCUACCAUGGGUCGACUUCUCCGCGCACAUCAUCAGAGCUUGAGCAAGCCCGACCACAGACCACCGGAGAAGAAGAACUCCAGUUACAACUUGCCCUGGCAAUGAGUCGAGAAGCAGCAGAGCAGGAGGAGAGACUGCGACGUGGUGAUGACCUAAGGCUACAGAUGGCAAUUGAAGAAAGUCGGAAGGACACUACAAAAACUGGUAAAAAGAAAGAGCCUGCCCUGAUGGACCUGAUGGACGCUUUGCCUGCUGCCCCUAAGCUGGAGCCAUGGGGUCCUUUGACAGUUGAGAAAAAGGCAGACCCCUGGGGUGGGGGAGCCACUGCGGCCACCCCAGACCCCUGGCAGUCCUACGGAACUAAACCUGCUACUGUUUCAGGUGAUUCUUGGGGUUCAUCAUCCAGCAAACCCCCCGAUCCAUGGGCAGCAUCUAAUAGCAGUGUUUCAUCAUCCAAGCCAGCCCAAAAUCCUUGGGGUUCGGGUCCUGGAAACAGAUUUGGUAAAUCAGACUUUGAUGUUUUUGGCGUACUGAAUGGCACCACUAAGGAUGAGUUCUCAGAGUUUGACAGCCUUCGCUCAACAAAACCCAGUGAUACUAUGGAAAGCACAUUGCUUACACCUAUGGCUUCUAGUUCCUCUAAAUGCUUUGAUUCUCAGCAAAGUGGUCUGCCUCCAUCUAUGCAGAGUACCAAUGCUCGGAAAACACCAGAGUCCUUCCUUGGCACAAAUGCGUCUCUUGUCAAUCUGGAUUCAUUGGUCACCAAACCCAUGCAGCCUUCCACACUCUCAAAUCCCUUCCUGGGUUCAGGAGCCCCUGUCCCAGCACCCAUCAACCCUUUCCAGAUCAACCAGCCACAGCCUCCCACGCUGAACCAGAUGAGAGCCAGUCCCAUGGGGAGCCUAAGCAACCAAGGCUUGAAUAUGAUGCCUUCUGCUGGAGCAGAGCCUCUUCCUCUGUCUACCAUGGGUAUUGCCCCAGGCAUGGCUGCAAUUGUACCAAUGGGUAGGAUGAGCCAAGGAGUGGGCAUGUCCAUAGCAGGAUCAAUGCCCCAACCACUGAUAAGUACUGGGAUGCCACCUACUUCUACACACACUGCCAGUACAACUAACCCUUUCCUACUGUGACCUCAUCGUUGCCCAUCAUGGAUGAACACCAAUAUUAGCUAACUACUGGCUAAAUAACUGGUCCGCUGUGUUAGAGGCUGGUUUUGUGGAGUGUGUUUACUUUUUUUUUUUUUUUAUUUUAUUUUAAAUACUUAUGGAGUAGACUUGGUGUUUACAAUUUGGACUGUAUGUUUUUGGAAGGAGUAGCAGUCUCUGCCCAGGGGAGGUAGGUAUGUUGGCAGUAUUUUGCUGAGAGGUAAUGGCUGUUACUCCAUUCUGUUCCAUAUAUAGCAGCCAUUAAUGGUGGAACAGUGAACACUGGAUUGCCACCUGUUUAUUAUAUGUCAGUCCAAUGUGCAUUUCUGGGCUGCUGAUUCUGCUGCUUAUGAAGAAGGGAAUCCUCUAGCUACCCUACCUUAACCAUUCAGGUCUCCUUAUAUGCCAUUUUAUCAAUGGCACUUGUGUAGGAUCUGAAAAUUUAAAAUGUAUUCAAAACACUAGCUUCUGCUCCUCGGAUGGUUUACAGUGUUCUUUAACAAUAUUAAACACUAACUGAUGACUGGCCAAACGUUCAGCAUGCGGUCCUAAACAUGGUGCCUGGCUAUAAGGGAGUCACUGUCUACUCUGUACUAGGAUGUGUCAUGUCUGGGCCUUGAGGACUUAAGUGUCUUGCUUUUAUUUCCAUCUUACUCUCUCAGUUAAGUAACAGUUUGUACUUUUGGAUGUAUCUAAUGUGAUUUACACUUACUAACUGAAGUGAUUUUUUUAAAUAACCUUCACUAUAAGUUACAUCUCCUUUCACCUGUUUGUCAGCUUUCUUUUAAGGGUCACUUAAUAGUUGCCAACUUUUUCUGUGAUUUAAGGGAGUAGGUGUGGAAAAAACAGAUUCUGACUAAAGAAACGGAAUUGUUUAUGCAAUUGUACGCUUAUCUCCUCUCCCUAAGAAAGCUAGUUUUGCUGUCACUUAAGAAUUGUUUUUCCUACCUAGUAUAUUCUUCAAAGUGUGAAAACUAGAACACAUGAAGUACAGGCAUCACUGGGUAAGAAGUCAUAAACAGAAUGACGGCAAUCAGAAAGACCGUUUUGGUAAUGUUAAGGGUUAUCUGUGGUACCACCUUAGCAUUUAUAACCCAACCCUGGAAGUAAGGAAUGGUGGGGGUGGUUUAGCUGCUCAAGAAAGGAGUGGAUUGAUAAUUUGUUUAUUUGGUAAUAGCCGACACGCAGAGCUGGUGCUAACCAAUUUGACAUGUCAAGUGCAGAAGGCUAUCGACAUGAACUUGUGCUACCACUAGAAUAGAAACAACUUAUUCUGUUCUCCUUUCACUUUUUUUUUUUUCCUUUUUGGUCAGCCAUGACAUGUCCCUACCCAUUUUCCCCGACUCCGUUUUAAACACGUGUUUGUAACUUCAAGUUAAAGAUGAAUUUAGGUGCCACCCCUGUAAUUAUGGACAAAUGUGUGCUCUCUCUUUUUAUCCGUUUGUAAAUUCCCUAAGCAAUAUCCCACUUUUUAUACAACCACAGAAUCAAAAAGUGCAAAAACGAUACUUGAUGAUAACCGUUUUUUUUUUUUUGGAUUUUUUUUUUAAAGAAAAAGCCAAGGGACAGCCACGAAUCUUGUCACUAGAGGCCUAUUGAGCAGGACUCGAUUCUUUUAAUACUUUUUGUAGGUGUUAAGCCUGCUCUUUUUAAAUCUUGUAGACAUACCUGAAUACUGUUUUGUUUUUUUUAGAGUAAUUAUCAUUAGAACACUAUUUUUGAUAUGACCUGGCAGGAAUUUCGAUAUAUUGUCUUUUCCCAUUAAUUAAUUUCUCUAUUUUGAACUUGGUUCUCAUGAAAAACGGGUUUUUUGGACACCCUUCUCCCUAAAAAUGCUGAUUGCACUGCAUUGCAAGUAGGCAUCUCGGCUUGGAACGUUUCACUUGAGUUUGCCAACAGCAAGAUUUUGUAACUCUUUCUAAAAAAGUAGGGACUUGUGCAUAAGGAGGUGUAUUAAGCACAUCGUCUAUUUAGGUCAUGUAUGUUUUAUCUUACUUGUCAGAAAUUCUCACUUCUUGGUAAAAAAAAAAAAAAAAAAGGCUACUUUGCUCACCCUGUGUAUCCUAAUGAAUGCUUCUACCAAGACCAUCACUCAGGCAAAGUCAAAAAAAGCUUUAAGUUGCAGUUCUUUUUUUUUUUUGUUUUUCUUUAAACUGACUCAUUAGGCAGUAGGGCUAAAAUGAAAAAAACGCCCCAACUGGCCGAGAAUCUACAGAGGAAGUAUUUCCAGCAACAUAUGCACCUGCUUGCAUUAUCAUUAUUGCUGAAUUUUUUUUUUUUUUUUUUUAAACUUGCCUCUUGUUAUGUACUAAUAUACAUUUAUUGUGGGAGACUAACUUAAUUUUAUGGCAAAUAUGCAUUAAGAAAUUUAUUUUUUCAUGUGUUUAUUUACCAAACGUUCAUUAUAUUGGGAGCAGGCUGCUUUUUUAUGAAUUUGUGCUUAACUUGUUGGCAUUACUGUAUAAUAUAAUUUAUCAUUUGUACUAUAGUAACAUAUUGUUCUGUAUCUUAUUUCUGUGUAACAGUUUCUAGGAAAGUCACAUGAGAAAUGUGAUUGUAUUUAACACCGAGUGAACAGCAGCAGAUCAGAGGACGUGUAUCUCCAAUGGUUGAAUAAACUGCGUUGCUGACGGAA